AUGUCGACGUGGAAAUUGACAAAGAAGCUGAAGGAGACCCAUCUGGGUCCUCUGGCAAACUUUUCCCGAUCAACGUCCACGUCCACAAUCACGGCCGAGAAGGAUGCGCUGACGGCCACCACCCCCGUUGCCGGGGCACCUUCGAGCAAUAUUGCGGCAUCCGAAGCAUUAAGCCAAGCACCCGUCAUCAAGCCGCCAAAGCCCGGUAUCCUUGUUGUCACCCUCCACGAAGGUCAGGGUUUUGCCCUUCCCGAACAGCACCGCAAUGUGUUCAGCCCACAGCACCAGUCGUCCAUGUCCACGGGCAACGCCCUGGCCGGCAGUAAUGCCAGCUCGGCCCGGCCAAACUCGUCGCAGCGUCAGGGUGCAGCCUUUGCAAACGGCAGCCGGCCACAGACGGCUGGUGGUAACGGGUUCAACGGCGUGCCCACCAACCACGGCCGCAUUUCGGGCAAGUACAUGCCGUAUGCGCUGCUGGAUUUUGACCGCAUGCAAGUCUUUGUCAACUCGGUUGAGGGCACGCCCGAGAACCCGCUCUGGGCUGGCGACAAUACGCAGUACAAGUUUGAUGUGUCCCGUGUCACCGAGCUCGCCGUGCAUCUGUACCUACGCAAUCCGAGCGCACCGCCAGGCUCCGGCCGCAGCCAGGACAUCUUCCUCGGCGUGGUGCGCAUCAACCCGCGCUUCGAGGUGCAGCAGCCGUACGUCGAGGACCCGAAGCUGAGCAAGAAGGACCGCGAAAAGGCGGCGGCCGAGCACGCAAGCCGUGAGCGGGCGCUCGGCUUCGGCGGCUGCGAAUGGGCCGAGGUGCAGUACGGCCAGGGCAAGCUCAAGAUCGGCGUCACAUACGUGGAGAACCGCGCUGGCAAGGUGACGAUUGACGACUUUGAGCUACUCAAGGUCGUGGGCAAGGGCAGCUUCGGCAAGGUGAUGAUGGUGCGCAAGAAGGACACGCGCCGUAUCUACGCGCUCAAGACGAUCCGCAAGGCGCACAUCAUCUCGCGGUCCGAGGUGGCACACACGCUGGCCGAGCGGUCGGUGCUGGCGCAGAUAAACAACCCGUUCAUUGUACCGCUCAAGUUCUCCUUCCAGUCGCCUGAGAAGCUGUACUUUGUGCUGGCCUUUGUCAACGGCGGCGAGCUGUUCCACCACCUGCAGAAGGAGCAGCGCUUCGACAUCAACCGGGCACGCUUCUACACGGCCGAGUUGCUGUGCGCGCUCGAGUGUCUGCACGGCUUUAACGUCAUCUACCGCGACCUGAAGCCGGAGAACAUCCUGCUAGACUACCAGGGCCACAUUGCACUGUGCGAUUUCGGUCUCUGCAAGCUGGACAUGAAGGACGAAGACCGCACGAACACGUUCUGUGGAACGCCCGAGUACCUGGCGCCCGAGUUGCUGAUGGGACAAGGCUACAACAAGACGGUCGACUGGUGGACGCUGGGCGUGCUCCUGUACGAGAUGCUGACGGGCCUGCCGCCCUUCUACCACGAGAACACCAACGAGAUGUACCGCAAAAUCUUGUCGGAGCCGCUGUACUUCCCCGGGUCCGACAUUGUGCCGCCGGCGGCCAAGGACUUGUUGACGAAGCUGCUGAACCGCAACCCGGCCGAGCGUCUGGGUGCCAACGGGUCGGCAGAGAUCAAGGCGCACCGCUUCUUUGAUGCCAUUGACUGGAGAAAGCUGCUGCAGCGCAAGUACGAGCCGGCAUUCAAGCCGAGUGUGACCGACGCGCUUGAUACGGCCAACUUUGAUCCCGUAUUCACGACCGAGGCGCCCCAAGACUCGUUCGUCGAGGGUCCUGUGCUGUCCCAGACACUUCAAAACCAGUUCCAGGGCUUCAGCUACAACCGGCCGAUUGCCGGGCUAGGCGAUGCGGGCGGUAGUGUCAAGGACCCGUCAUUUGUGGACAGCAUUCAGGACAGCAGGUAG
Messenger RNA from Grosmannia clavigera kw1407, 1929 nucleotides. Its product is annotated as serine/threonine-protein kinase. Gene Ontology annotation, molecular function: ATP binding; protein serine/threonine kinase activity. Gene Ontology annotation, biological process: protein phosphorylation. The record is from RefSeq and is a predicted model, not a curated record. The transcript is spliced from 4 exons. The coding region runs from base 1 to 1929 and encodes 642 amino acids. NCBI's taxonomy places the organism in Eukaryota, Fungi, Ascomycota, Sordariomycetes, Ophiostomatales, Ophiostomataceae.